GUCUUUGUCAUUUGCUACCUGCCGUUCUUCGCGCUGUACCUGGUGAACACAACCUGCACAGUCUGUAGGGGUUACAUCAGUCAGACAACUCUCAACAUUCUCGAAUGGCUCGGCUACAGUGGCUCCCUUUUCAAUCCAAUUAUUUACCACAUCUUCAACCCAGACUUCAGACUUGCGUUUCACGAUUUGAUUCGCUGU
This is a messenger RNA of Helobdella robusta, 198 nucleotides long. RefSeq lists its product as hypothetical. Gene Ontology annotation, biological process: adenylate cyclase-activating adrenergic receptor signaling pathway. The record is from RefSeq and is a predicted model, not a curated record. Gene Ontology annotation, cellular component: membrane. The transcript has a single exon. The annotation marks the transcript as partial. NCBI's taxonomy places the organism in Eukaryota, Metazoa, Annelida, Clitellata, Rhynchobdellida, Glossiphoniidae. Gene Ontology annotation, molecular function: G protein-coupled receptor activity.